UCACUACAGAAUAUUUUGGCUUGCUGUUGCUGCAUAACUCACAAAAACACCAAAUUUUGUGAAGCAGUUGAGUGAAGUUCAAAUGGAAAGCUUCAAGGUACUACUUCUGGUAUCCUUGUUGUUUUACUUCACGCCCCGGCUCAACGCGUUGGACACCAUCUCUGCAGGACAAUCUCUCAAAGGUAAUGAGACUCUAAUCUCACAAGCAGGAACUUUUGAAGCUGGAUUCUUCAGCUUUGGAGAUUCAAAUAGCUUCUUGCACUUUGGUGUAUGGUACAAGAAUAUUUCUCCUAGAACAGUUGUGUGGGUGGCCAAUAGAGAUACCCCGCUAGGAAACUCCUCAUGUGUUUUGCAGUUGAAAAAUGGAAGAAAACUUGCUAUUCUUGACAGCAAAGGAGCAACCAUCUGGGCCUCCAAUUUAUCAGCAACUGCAAGGAAGCCAGUUAUGCAGCUUUUGCAGUCAGGAAACCUUGUUGUGAAAGAAGCAAAUAGUUCUGCCGCCGGGAAUUUUCUGUGGCAAAGCUUUGAUUAUCCUGGUGACACUCUACUUCCAGGGAUGAGGCUCAGAAGUAGCAAGGUAAGUGGCCAGAUUACAUCUUUGACAUCUUGGAGAAACACACAAGAUCCUGCCAUAGGGCCGUAUUCAUUCUUUAUCGAUACUCAUGGCCUUCCUCAAGCAGUUAUUACAUAUGGAGGGACUUUGUUGUUCAGAGCAGGAUCAUGGAAUGGCUAUUUUUUUGCGGGGAUUCCGUCGAACACGCUGAAUAAGUACUUUAAUUUCACAGGGAUUGUGUUAACUGGGACGAAUGUUUCUUAUAGAUAUGAAAUUUUGAGUAGUUCCAUUAUUUCAAGGUUCAUCCUCACUUCAACAGGGAUUGUGCAGAGUUUUUUGUGGUCAGAUCAGACAGAGAGUUGGCAGCUUCUACUAGCUGGCCCUGGUGACCAGUGUGACAAUUACGCAAUUUGCGGCGCAAAUGCUAAUUGUGAUGUUAACAACAGUCCAAUAUGUGAGUGCCUGCAUGGUUUCAUUCUCAUGUCACUAGAAAAAUGGAACUCUUUAAAUUGGUCUGGUGGGUGUGUUAGGAGAACAAAAUUGGAGUGUGAUAGCAGAGAUGGGUUUCUGAAGGUUCCAAGUGUGAAGCUUCCCAACACGUCUCACUCGUGGUUUGACGUGAAGAUGAACCUGAAACAGUGUGAGAACAAGUGUUUGAAAACCUGCUCUUGCACUGCAUAUGCAUAUUUGGAUGUUAGAGAUGGUGGAAGUGGUUGCUUGCUUUGGUUUAGUGACAUUGUAGAUAUGAGAACUCUAUCACCUGGAGCACAAGACCUUUAUGUAAAAGUGGCAGCUUCAGAACUAGGCCAUAAAGGGAACAAAAAGCUUCUGGCAGGAAUUCUAGCAGGCUCCAUUUCCCUAAUCUUGGUUAUAAUUGUAAUAGUAACUGGAGUGGUCAUCCUGUGGUGGAGAAUGAAACUUAAGAAGAAAGAUAAGAACAAAACAAAAAUAUGGAGUCACACUGAUGUGAAAGAAAAUGAAGAUAUUGACAUACCAAUAUUUGAUUUUUCAACCAUAGCCAAAGCUACUAACCACUUCUCUAUUACUAACAAAUUGGGAGAAGGUGGAUUUGGUCCAGUUUAUAAGGGAACACUUACAAAUGGGCAAGAAAUAGCUGUAAAGAGACUUAGCAACAAUUCAGGUCAAGGAUCAGAAGAGUUCCUAAACGAAGUUGCGCUCAUAGCAAAUCUUGUUGGUCAAAGACUCUACACUAUAGCCUUGCCACCCAUUCUAUAAACUAGCCUUGGAAAUUCAUGGAAGGAAAUUAAUGCAUUGUCAGAGGGAUAGAUGGACGGUGCAGCAAUGUUGAAAAUGCUAAUAUGCAUACACACACAAAUGCAUAGAAAUUGGUUUCAUUUCAGCUUCUAUAAAUAGCAACGCAAGCUGAAGGAAAUAUUCAUUAGAGCAUUUUCAGUAUUGAGAGUUAGAGAGAAAUUUUCAAGUGUGAGAAAAAUUUCUGUGAGAGAAACUCUUGGGGUGUAAUUGGGUUGUGGGUUUGUGAGAGAGUGUGAGUGUUUGUAAACACAGUGUAUAUUUCUCCUUUCUAUAAAAGGUCUGCAGCAGCCCGGACACGUAGGCAUAAUUGGCCGAACUCCGUUAUCAA
Molecule: messenger RNA, 2156 nt
Organism: Lotus japonicus
Lineage: Eukaryota; Viridiplantae; Streptophyta; Magnoliopsida; Fabales; Fabaceae
Product: G-type lectin S-receptor-like serine/threonine-protein kinase At4g27290
Exons: 4
Coding region: 83-1789 (568 amino acids)
Biological process (GO): protein phosphorylation; recognition of pollen
Molecular function (GO): ATP binding; protein kinase activity
Source: RefSeq, a predicted model, not a curated record